This is a messenger RNA of Spizellomyces punctatus DAOM BR117, 2983 nucleotides long. RefSeq lists its product as uncharacterized. Gene Ontology annotation, cellular component: cell septum; cell periphery. The transcript is spliced from 13 exons. The record is from RefSeq and is a predicted model, not a curated record. NCBI's taxonomy places the organism in Eukaryota, Fungi, Chytridiomycota, Chytridiomycetes, Spizellomycetales, Spizellomycetaceae. Gene Ontology annotation, molecular function: chitin synthase activity. The coding region runs from base 190 to 2928 and encodes 912 amino acids.
CACAGCCGACGAUCUGCCACACACACAACCUACCUAACAAGAACGGUUUACCGUCUCCCCCCCAGCAUCUCUCGAGAAAUCACACAAGAAACCCAUAUUUUCCAAUACGAAUGAAGAACGCCAUAAAAUAGUUUCCAUCUUUUCCCAUACCCACCCAACAACCGUUCCUCUUAUCCACGUUUACGCAAUAUGGCAUCCAUUCGGUUCAUUGAACCCAAUAUCGAACAUGCCGACCCUCGGGCAAGCUACAUUAGCGACGCCUACGAACCGUCAGUCAAUUCCGGAGAAACCCAGCUUGAUAUUUACCCCUCCGAAACGAGCACACCAAAGACAUGGGAGUCAGAUACACCACCUGGGAUCCACCAGAGCAUUCCGGUUCUUUACGCGCCUGGACAGGCGGGAUACGCAGAGUAUCCACCUACAAGCACCGCCAAUCUCUAUCCGCCUGCUGAUGAUGACGAGCUCUCGCCGGUUGGAUACGAUAGUACGUUGAGGAAGAGAAAGACGACGAUAAAUAGACGGAUCAAGACCGUCAAGUUGUCUCAGACUGGGAAUUUUGUGAUUAAGCAGCGGGUUCCGGAUGAGGUGAUCAAGGAGGUGCAGUAUGGGAAGGGGGAAGAGUUUGAGAGUAUGCGGUAUACGGCUUCGACAUGUGAUCCAGACAAUUUUGUCGAGCGAGGAUACAAUCUUCGAUGCGCGAAUUAUCAGCGACGGAUAGAGAUUUUCGUUGUCGUUACCAUGUACAAUGAAGACCAUGAAGGCUUUAACCGCACCAUGUUUGCCCUUGCUCAAAACCUAAAGUAUCUCUGCGAGAAAAACAAGAAUGGAUGGGAUGCAGAUGGAUGGAAGAAAGUGGCUAUUUGCAUAGUGGCGGACGGACGAUCUAAAAUCCAUCCAACUGUUCUCAAAGUCCUUGAAGUCAUGGGCGUGUAUCAAGACGGUGUGGCCCAAUCCGCCGUGAAUGGCGACGAAACCACCGCACACAUUUUCGAAUACACACCCCAAAAAGUCCUUGACACCAAAAUGCAACUAUGGGGCCCAAAAGAAGGAAUUCCACCCAUACAAACAAUAUUCUGUCUUAAAGAAAAGAAUGCGAAAAAGAUCAACUCCCAUCGAUGGUUUUUUAGGGCCUUUUCGGCGUUACUGGAUCCGCGUGUCUGUGUGUUGAUUGACGUUGGGACGAAACCUUCUGCCAAUAGUUUGUAUUCACUGUGGAAGGCUUUUUAUCGGAAUGACCAGAUUGCGGGCGCAUGCGGUGAGAUUCGAGCAGACUUGGGUCAAGGUCUGACGUACUUUAAAAACAUCAUGAACCCACUGGUGGCGAGUCAGAACUUUGAGUACAAGAUUUCAAAUCUGUUAGACAAGUCCCUUGAAAGUGCUUUUGGGUACAUUAGCGUGCUUCCGGGUGCAUUUUCGGCGUAUCGAUGGCAAGCGUUGCAGGAUUUGGGACCCGGGCAAGGACCUCUUUCAAAGUACUUUGAGGGUGAAGCACGUGUCGGCAAACCACAAGACAGUUCCAUUUUUUCUGCCAAUUUGUAUUUAGCCGAGGAUCGAAUCCUUUGUUUUGAGCUCGUUGCUAAACCUAAUGGACGGUGGACGUUGCAUUAUGUGAAUGAUGCUAAAGCGGAUACGGAUGUACCUGAAUCGAUUCCAGAGUUUUUGUCGCAGAGGCGGCGAUGGUUGAAUGGGAGUUUGUUUGCUGGGUUUUAUGCUUUGGCGAAUAUUACGCGAAUGUGGUCGACGCGGCAUAGUUUGUUACGAAAACUAGCGUUCACGGUACAGUAUUUAUAUAAUGUCGUGAACCAAGUUUUCUCGUGGUUUAUCCUAGGUAACUUUGCCAUCACAUUUUUCUUCCUCUUUGGCGAACUGGAACAAAUCCUAUCGGAUCCAACAUCAGCGGGCCAAAGUCCCAACGUCCGAACCAGGAUCAUCCAAAUCCUACUCGGCAUCGCCCGAUUUUCCUACCCAGUGGUUCUAGUCUGUUUAUUCAUCAUAUCAUUCGGGAACCGCCCUCAAGCCUUUCGACGAACGUACAAGGCCGUCAUGUUUGGGUUUGGUGUGAUUGGAGCCGUCAUGAUUGGACUCUUGGUUCGACGGUUAAUUCAAACAACCCAAUUUGUUCGAACGCAAUAUAAUAUGGAUUAUGGGAGUGUGUUGCGGCCGCUCGUGGAACCUGCCGUACAACCCACCAGAGAUGGAGGGCAGUUAUUAAUGAAUACGUUGGUAAACCAAGUGGCAAGAGUGAUGCGGAAAGAAAUGGAUGUGAAAUUGCGGGAUGCUAAACGGGAGAGUUUGGUGUAUGCUGUGACGUUGGCCUCGACGGUGGGUGUGUAUUUUUUGGCGAGUUUUUUGCAGUUGGAUUUUGCGCAUAUGUUUACGUGUUUUGUGCAAUAUCUCUUGUUGCUUCCCUCGUAUAUCAAUGUUCUCACUGUGUAUGCCCUAUCCAACCUCCACGAUGUAUCCUGGGGAACAAAAGGUGAAUCAAAACCAACUACGCUUCCAACCGUCCAAGCCCAAAAACAAAGCGACGGAACCGUGGUAGCAGAUGUUUCAAUCUCGACCGACCAAACAACACUUGCACAACACUAUUCCGAAACCCUCGACGAACUCCGAUCCCUCCCAUCCAACGUAUCCACAUCAACUCAAGACCCCAAAACCCAACAAGAAGACGACUACAAGUCCUUUCGAACCAUCAUGAUGUUGACUUAUUUGUCCUCAAAUGCCGUCUUGUUUGCCGUUGGGACAACGUGGAGUGGAAAUGGGUACCUAAAUGUUUUAUUGAGUGUUACGGCUGGAUUAGCGUUUUUUAAAUUGUUGGGUGUGUUUUGGUUUUUGGGUAUGAAGGGUUUGGUUAAAGCUUUUGGGGGACGGAGUGUCCGCGGGCGGUAUAAAAAGGAGCAAGGGGUCUUGUUGAGUGAAGGAGUGUAAAAAAUUGUUCAACAAAUGGUUUUCUUUUUUUGUUUUUAUAUAAUGUAUUUUUUAC